GUGGCUGAUCGUGCCGACGCUGUGGAUUGAAGUGCAUGCCAGGGCCCGACGAAUCGAGCAUCUUACUGUCGCCUGUAACACACUGGAGGCCGAGUUUGGCCACAUUGUGCGCGUAGUGAAAAAGCCUCGCGUUGGUGCUUGGAUGCUCGUUCUUGUGUCGGUGAUGCUGCCGCUGCAGGAGUUGUCCUGGAUGACGUUCGUCGAGUUCAGUCUGGCCGACGCUGCAAACUCACCCGUGCACGUGUACGUCAACGAACUUCUGCUCGUGGGAAUGAUGGUGCCCGCUCUGUGCUCCCUCAGCUUGCACCGCCUUGCUUCAGCCCUCGCACAAGAACUGGCCAAGGAAUUGACGUGCAGCCACGUAAUGGCUCAGCGGGUGCGAACAUAUCGUCACGCAUGGAUUCAGCUCUCAUCUGUCAUCAAUGGUCUCAUACUAACGCCAAUCAGCAUGUGCAUGGUAGUUGGGAUGGUGGUGGUGCUCAUAACGAUGCACACCUACGAGGCGCUCGAGAAGCUAAUGGCUGGUCACCUCCAGGUUUCGCUCCUCGCGUUCCUGGUCGGUAUGCCGUAUGUUAUUCUAAUGUUGACGCUGUGUGAGACAUCCCACCGUGCGUCUAAAACGAUUCGAAACGACUUUCUAGCCGUCCUCCAACCACCUCGUCUCUACAUUUCUAAGGCAUCUACUCGAAGUGAGCUACAUAGAUUUUUGGAGACAGUCUGGUGGAACAGCGAUGGAACGGCUGUAGGCGGAUUUUUUAAAUUAAAACGGAGCAGUUUCGUUGCGGUUAUGGCCGCUGUUAUUACCUACGCCUUCAUUAUGCUGCAGUUCCAUUUGAGCGUCUUGUCGCCGUCUGCGCUGUCUGAUUAAAGUAGUGAACGCUUGGAACAAGCCGUCCUACACUGUUAGAAAUUUCCACGGAAUUUUGAACGGAAUUAAAAAAUACUAGUAGCAGUUACUAGGAUCUUAGUACCAGGUACCAGACAGUCUAGUAAAAUAGGAACCAACUAGGAAUCUAGUAAAAGAUACCAGACAGGCUAGUAACACAAAGUCUAGUAAAAUUUACCAGAUGUCUAGUUACAGAUACCACACAUUUUCUUUCCAAAAAGUGUUCAAAAAAUAUACGAAUGCAAUAUAGAAGAUGUCUGCCCGUUACUACGGUUACAACGGGUACUCGUUAACCCACGAAAUUUCGAAGCCCUGACCGAGUUUCGAACCGCGGACCUUUGCCUUGGAAGUCCGCACCCUAGACCACUCGGCUACGGUGACUACCUGAGUAGAGAGGCGUGCGUAACGAGUGUGAUGCCACCGCCGCCGGACCACAGGCAUAGCCUAGUAAACGUGCAGUCUGGUAAAAAUUACUAUACAGUUUGGUAAACAUAACCAGACUCAGUUACUAGACAGCUGGUACCUGUAACUAUACCUGUGUUAGUAUACGAUACUAAACUUCUCGUAAAGCUUAGUAUUAUCCUAGUUGUAAUAACUAGCAUCCAUUUAACUAGGAUUUGUCUGGUAUCUGUUACUAGUCCUUUUUUUCAGUGCAAUAACAUAAAUCUCUAUGGGUAGCUCAAUUGUUUAAACUAUUUGUUUCUAAAAUUAUUUAAUAUUUAAUUUGACGGGGAAAAUGUACGGGAUGCACCGUUAUUUGAAAUACGGACAAGUCCGUAUCUUUACAGUCAUCCCGUUACGGUUUGGUACCGUAUUUGGAAUUAACGGUGAGUUCCGUAAGAAUUCCGUAAUUAGCCUACGGAAUUUCUAGAGAGGCGUGCGUAACGAGUGUGAUGCCACCGCCGCCGGACCACAGGCAUAGCCUAGUAAACGUGCAGUCUGGUAAAAAUUACUAUACAGUUUGGUAAACAUAACCAGACUCAGUUACUAGACGGCUGGUACCUGUAACUAUACCUGUGUUAGUGUACGAUACUAAACUUCUCGUAAAGCUUAGUAUUAUCCUAGUUGUAAUAACUAGCAUCCAUUUAACUAGGAUUUGUCUGGUAUCUGUUACUAGUCCUUUUUUUCAGUGCAAUAACAUAAAUCUCUAUGGGUAGCUCAAUUGUUUAAACUAUUUGUUUCUAAAAUUAUUUAAUAUUUAAUUUGACGGGGAAAAUGUACGGGAUGCACCGUUAUUUGAAAUACGGACAAGUCCGUAUCUUUACAGUCAUCCCGUUACGGUUUGGUACCGUAUUUGGAAUUAACGGUGAGUUCCGUAAGAAUUCCGUAAUUAGCCUACGGAAUUUCUAACAGUGUAAACUGUCGCCGAACUGACGCAUCCUAACAAUGUCCUAUCUACACUGUAAACCCCGGGAAUCUAGCAGGCAGGCGACAAAGUCGCCUGGCCCAAAAAAACUAGGCGACUUAAGUCGACUACGUGCUGUACACUUAGGUGCAUUUCCCGAGGUCUGGGCUACUGGAACCAAAUGCAAUGUAUAUCAGUGGAGCAUAGCAAAUGCAUGGGAGAGUGAUAGGGGUAGUAAAGACACUAAGCAGCAAAGCCGCCCACUCAUUGGACACAUGAGGUAUCCAGAUGUCAGGCGUAUUACAGGCUGUCCAGUUACGGGACAUAAUAGUUAUGUGUGGAAAAUAUGUGCAGUACCAGUGUGCCCAUCAUAUAUCCCAAAAUGUGAUUGGUUGGCUAUUUAGGAAAAUCUGAAAAUACACACUUUAGCACCACAACCCCUGGAAUGGUUGGAUAACUUACCUUUGUUCUCCGGUGUAAGAAUAAGGCCAUGCCACCUUUAUCCUAAAAUUUUUGCUAAAUAACGGAAGCACGCAAGAC
This is a messenger RNA of Frankliniella occidentalis (western flower thrips), 2771 nucleotides long. Its product is annotated as gustatory and odorant receptor 24-like. Gene Ontology annotation, cellular component: membrane. The record is from RefSeq and is a predicted model, not a curated record. Bases 143 to 868 code for a protein of 241 amino acids. The transcript is spliced from 7 exons. Lineage: Eukaryota; Metazoa; Arthropoda; Insecta; Thysanoptera; Thripidae. Gene Ontology annotation, biological process: sensory perception of taste.